AUGUUUCUGUUGCUCUUAACUACCGCCUGUGCGCUUGCGUUAUUUUACAUCAAAUGGACCUACACAUAUUGGCAACGCAAGGGCUUCCCCUAUCACGAGCCGAAGAUACCCUUUGGUGUGCUGGAUGCUGUACGUAGACGUAAAUCUUCCUUGGGCACUGCCAUCUACGAUGUUUAUCGCAGUAACAAGGAUAAAGUGUUGGGCAUCUAUUUAAUUACACGACCAGCUUUGCUGGUGCGCGAUGCGCAACUAGCAAGAGAUAUAUUGUCGAAGGACUUUGAAAGCUUUCACGAUCGUGGCAUACAUGUAGACGAUGAGGAGGAUCCGCAAUCAAGGGGUGGCAUUUUCUUUCUUAAAGGACAGGAUUGGCGGAGUCUGCGCAUAAAGCUGGCACCCUCCUUUACGUCGGGAAAAUUGAAGGGCAUGUUUGACAAAAUCGAGGAUGUAGGAGAUAGAAUGGUGAACUUCUUGAAUAUGCAGCUGACUGAUGGAGGCGUUAAAGAGUUUGAAAUGAAGCAUGUAAUGGGCACCUAUUCCAUUGACAUCAUUGCAUCGGUGAUUUUCGGACUGGACGUGAAUAGCUUUGUUGAGCCAAGCAAUGAAUUACUAAAUGUGAGCCGAAAAGUCAACGAACCCACUUUGGGCAGUGUGGUGCGCGGCACCUGCCAGUUUCUAUAUCCCAGUUUGGAAAAGCUCUUCAUACGUUUGGGUUGGCGUGAAGAGGCGCCCAAUAUGAUGAGAGAAAUCGUUAAGCGGACUAUAGAAAUGCGCGAGGAGCAGAAUAUUUCACGCAAGGAUAUGCUUCAACUGCUCAUGCAACUGCGCAACAAAGGUCAAAUUAGCGUUGAUGACAACGAUUGGUCGGCAAAAGCGACUGACAAAGUUGUGCCGAAACCCAUGUCCAUUGAAAUAAUUGCCACCAAUCUAUUUCUUUUCUACGUGGCUGGUUAUGAAACGACUGCCACUAUCGCCUCGUUUACGGCAUUUGAAUUGGCGCAAUCGCCGAUUGCAAUGGCGAAAGCACAGCGCGACGUAAGGGCAGCACUCGCGAAACACGAUAACGAAUUCACAUAUGUCGCAGUACAAGAUAUGAAAUAUCUGGAUCUCUGCAUAAUGGAAACAACACGGAAAUAUCCCGGACUACCGAUACUCAAUCGUCAAUGCACACAGGACUACCCGCUGCCAGAUAGUGAUUUGGUGAUCAAGUGUGGUACACCGAUUAUUAUUUCACUGCUGGGUAUACAUCGUGAUGAGAACUACUUUCCAGAUCCCAUGCAUUGGGAGCCAGAACGAUUUUUGAAUGGAAAAUAUGAGCCCGCCGCCUUUAUGCCAUUCGGCGCAGGUCCCAGACAUUGCAUCGCCCAACGUUUGGGUCGCAUAAUCGUAAAGGUCGCUUUAGCGAAAUUGCUACUCAACUUUAAUGUUGAAUUGAAUUCUGAGCGAAAAGAAAUCGAAAUCGCUAACUUUGGUGUGCCGAUUAUGGCCAAAGGUGGCAUAAAUGUACGGUUAUCGAAGCGAAAUCGGACACCAGGCGCAUAAAUCGAAGCUGUUGGGAAACGGUUAAUAUCUAUA
Molecule: messenger RNA, 1572 nt
Organism: Bactrocera latifrons
Lineage: Eukaryota; Metazoa; Arthropoda; Insecta; Diptera; Tephritidae
Product: probable cytochrome P450 6d5
Exons: 6
Coding region: 1-1539 (512 amino acids)
Molecular function (GO): monooxygenase activity; iron ion binding; oxidoreductase activity, acting on paired donors, with incorporation or reduction of molecular oxygen
Source: RefSeq, a predicted model, not a curated record